AUGCAAGGAAACUAAUAAAUUACAUCUCUGAGAAAUUAACCGCAAUACAAUCAGCACUAAUUAACUUCAAGCAGUAUCGGCAAAAUCAACUCCUCAUCUCAGAUGAAGAACUAAUAAGAAUCUAGUUCAGUAUCAAACCUUAAAAGCAUGUUUGAAUCUAAAAUAGUAUUUUUUUGUCCAAAUAAGCUUAGGAAUGAUUUGGAUAACUUUGAUCCAACUAAUGGAACUUAAGGUAGUAUGUAGAGUAUAUAGAAAAAUGCAGGUCCUCGGUAGUCAGUAAACAUCCAAAGCGAUAAUAUAAAAAAAUUGGCUUCAGUGUUUGAAAAAAAAAAUCUUGCUGCUGAAGAUAAUGAUGGUAAUAUAGACUAAUAACUGCAAGAUUUCAUUAAGAGUAAAUUGAAUUAGAAGCGCAAAUAGACCACUGCUGCGACUAGCAGCAAUAUGCACAAAAUGAAACUUGAUAUGUCUAAGUUAGAGAAUAAAUCAGUUUAGCCUUAAUAGCAGUAAACUUAGUCAUAGGCUUUUCCAUAAAAGCAAUCCUUUGGAGUCCCAUCUAAUUCUAAUGACUAUUCCAAGUCUCCUUACGAAGAAGAUCAAGAAUCUUAAUUUGACCAAGUCUUUAAUAAAUUCAAUGGUAACAAUUCUGGUAGAGGAUCUUUAGGUAACUCAACUACUUAGGCACCCAUACGUCAUGGAUCAACAAACCAAGCACCUAGAAGUAGUGUUUACAUGACUACUGAGAGAGGUAAUUAAUUCAUCGAGGAAUAUGUUCCACUGAAUGAGAAUAUCUUCAAGAAAAAAGAUGAGACCAUUAAGCAAAGACAAAGCUCAGGUAGUCCAGCUAAAAAAAUACCAGAAAACUACUAGAAAAAAGAUAAUGUGAGUCAGUAUAGAUAAGCAGUACUAAGUUAAACUCAAUCUCAAUAUAACUCAUUAACAACCUCUCAAAAUUAACCUCAGAUUUAGAUAUACGAUUCACCUGAAAGUAGAUAAAAUUAUAACAAUGAAUAUGACUAAAUCUAAAUUAGAGAUUCGAAAUCUAAAAAUGAGGUAAUUAAAGAAAAAUCUGCAGAAAACAAAUUCCUAUUAAAGGAAAAUCAAGAUUCAAACAUUCAUAAGUCACCUGCUUAAAAUACUCAACAAUAGCACUUGAUAGAUCUCUCUACCUCAAAUGAGAAAGUGCUGAUCAAAGACCUGCUUUCUAAGCCUUAGUUACAAAUGACCUAGUCCAAAUCCAAAGAUUCCUUAAAUCCUCUAGUAGAUUCAAUAAUAUUGCCCAACCCUACAACCAAACAUAAGAAAAAGCUCUCAACAUAAUACAAAUCCAACAUUUUUAAUACAAGACACUCAAAGAAUUCAUCAAUGCAUCUACAUAGAAAUUAAAACACUCAGAGCACUCACAAUAAUGAGGGAGAUAAUUCAUUUCAGGAUUAUCAAGACGAGUACUCCGGCAAAAAUAGCAAUUUGAAUUAGACUAAGCAGCAUACAUAGGAAGAUAUGAUAUCUCCUUUCAAUAUAAGACAAGAGACAAUCGAAUUAGAGAAAAAGGAACUAGCAGGAUUUGAACUGAAUCUUGAUAUGUCAAAGCUGACUUAAAAUACCUUGAAGAAUAUCUAAUUUACUGAUAAAAUUUACCCUGAUAACAUUAUGGUAGAUGAUCAUCCUUAUGGAGUAAUAGAUGAUGAGCCAAUUAUCCAGGAUAAACUUCCUAUCCCACAAGAAAAAAUUUCUAAGUCAUCUUUAAACAACUCAAUGGCCUCAAGCACAAGAUCAUCUUACUUAAGGAGGAAGGUGUCUAAGGAAUAAGUUAGUAUGGAUUCAAUGAGGAAAAGCGACGUUAUCGAGAACUAUCAGUCAAAGGAAAAGCUGCCACAAAAUCCAAUUGUGUAUCAGUUUGUGAUGAAAAAGCAUGCUUCAGUCUUUAGAUUGAAUAAAUUUGACAGUAAGUACGACAGACAGUGA
Molecule: messenger RNA, 1962 nt
Organism: Stylonychia lemnae
Lineage: Eukaryota; Ciliophora; Spirotrichea; Sporadotrichida; Oxytrichidae
Source: the annotation of a GenBank genome assembly